AUGUCUGCCGAAGAAGAUCUACACAAUAUUCAAUUGCAAAAUUCAAUUGACAAUAAUCAAACACUUUGUAUUGAUGCUAAUGAUGAAUACAGAAAACAUGGUACAUUUUCAGUCGACGAAACAGAUGAAUAUUUGAUGGAUUUCGUGCAAAACGAUAAUGCGAUACUCAAUGUGAAGUUAGAUGUUUCGAUGGAACAAAUUUGCACAGAAAUUGCAAAAGAACCAUUUCCAGGUAAGAAUUUUUCGUGUGAACGUCCCAAAGUUCUAUUUUUUCCAGAUUUUCAACAAAACCUAGUUGAUGAAAACAAUCCAUUGGCAGGAAAUUGUAUGAUUCAAGCUCAGAUUCCUCAACAAAUCGAUAAUAAUGCAAAUCUUGGUGAACAAAUCGAACAAAUUCCAACCAACGUCAAUGGCUCCGGAAAUAAUGAACUUCAAGAGCACAACAUUUCAUAA
Messenger RNA from Caenorhabditis angaria, 453 nucleotides. The record is from the annotation of a GenBank genome assembly. NCBI's taxonomy places the organism in Eukaryota, Metazoa, Nematoda, Chromadorea, Rhabditida, Rhabditidae.